This is a messenger RNA of Conger conger (European conger), 8815 nucleotides long. Its product is annotated as neural-cadherin. Gene Ontology annotation, biological process: homophilic cell-cell adhesion. The transcript is spliced from 33 exons. Bases 1 to 8613 code for a protein of 2870 amino acids. Gene Ontology annotation, cellular component: plasma membrane; cell-cell junction. The record is from RefSeq and is a predicted model, not a curated record. NCBI's taxonomy places the organism in Eukaryota, Metazoa, Chordata, Actinopteri, Anguilliformes, Congridae. Gene Ontology annotation, molecular function: calcium ion binding.
AUGAGGUCGCCUCGGGAAAUAUUAUAUUUGCUAGGAGUGCAGGACACGUUUAUUUUUGUUUUGAUUUUAUUUUCCUUGGCGAACGCAACAGUCUCUGUGUAUUAUGGACACAUUGUGGAAAACGCACCGGCACAUACCCGAGUGGACGGGUUACUUCUACCUGUUGGAGAAAAAUGCCGUAGUUUUCUUGGAGAAUCUGGACACAGUGUGGCAUUAGAAGGAGAUGGUGCGUCUGAUUUUAUUUUUGCUUGCAAGCCCGAACACGGACAACUCUUUCUGAAAACCACGAAAACUUUGGACAGGGAAGAAAUUGCAACGUACACUUUAAGCGCUGCCCGGUCUGGCUGUUUCAAUAGCACCCUGGAGAUAAAAAUCACAGUGCUGGAUUUGAACGACAACAUACCUCGAUUCAUCAGUAAAAAGAAAAAGAUUGAAGUCAACGAACUCAUCCCAGUAGGUUCCGAACUGGUUCGAUUUUAUGCCGUGGAUCGAGACAGUGGACAUAACAGUGAAAUCACUUACUAUGCAUUCCCACAAAAUGAAAAUAUAUUUGUCAUUCCCAAAACUGGGCAGGUGAUGCUGGUUAAUUCUCUUAAAGGUAUAAAUAAUAUCACCAUUCACAUUAUUGCGAAAGACAACGGAGACGUAGCGCUAGAAAGCGAGCCGGCGACACUUGAAAUUGAUGUUGGGGGUUCUCUCUUUAAAGUUAGGAAGCCGAGAGCGGUUUCCGAGGAACUGUUUUACACCGUAAUGGUCUCUGAAGAUGUGAAAGUAGGAGAUAUGAUUUUUACAGUUCCUGAUAUGAAGUUUGAGAAGAGGCGGUUCGAGGUUAUCUCCGAAGCAGAUUCUCCGGUCCAGAUCGAACGAGACUCUGGCAGACUUUAUAUGGCUCAGAGCUUGAAGAGUCCGGCAGAGGUGAUGAUUAAAGUCCAGAACCUAAAAGGAGACGAAUGGUACCUGUGUCGGCUGACCCUGAACGUGCCCACCGUGUCGGACCUGCAGUGGGCCAUGUUCCCCUUCCCUUACCUGGCGGCGGUGGCACCCGACGCAGCUGCAGGCUCCGUGGUGUACCGGCUCUCCGCCAGAAACGGCGACGGGACCCUGGGGGCGGCCCGCUUCCUGCUCCUGGAGGGCGGGGAGGAGCACUUUGAGGUGGAUGGAGGCUCGGGGGAGAUCAGGACCACCCGCCAACCGCUGUCCCAGAACAAGGAGUACGUCCUGACGGUCCAGGCAGUGGACAAGCAGGGGAGGAAAGGCCCGCAUGCAGCCGUGUCAAUCCUGGCCGGGCUCCGCCCCCCGCAGUUCACCAACGCCUCCUACACCGUGUUUGUCCCAGAGAGCACAGGGGCAGGACAAGCUGUUGCAGUGGUGCAAGCCAUCUCCUUCCAGCGCAAGAGUCUCUCUUACCUGCUCCUGGUCAACCCCAGCAACCUCUUCAGUGUGAACCAGGAGAGCGGGGCUGUGAGCCUGACUCGGGCUGUGGACUACGAGAGUGGACACCACCUCCAUCACUUACAAGUGCGGGCAGCGGAGCCUGGCACCGGGCUGAGCACAGUGGCAGAGGUGGUGGUGCACAUCAGCGACGAGAAUGACUGCACGCCAGAAUUCAUGCAUUCCAUCUACAGCCGGGACAACAUUCCGGAAGCUACCCCCCCAGGGACGUCCUUACUGCAAGUUUUAGCCCGAGACUGCGACACAGGCCAGAACGCCGAGCUGGCCUACUUCAUCCAGAGCGUGGACUUUGACAUCACCGCCCAGGGGGUGGUCAGCCCCAGGCAGCGGCUGGACUAUGAGCGGCCCAACCACAUGUACGAGUUUGUGGUGGUGGCUGUGGACAAGGGCAGCCCACCCCGGACCGGCACCGCCUCGGUCCGGAUCCGCAUGGCCAACGCCAACGACGAGGCGCCCGUCUUCUCCCAGGCAGCCUAUAAGACCUUCCUGUCAGAGGAUGCUGGGCCUGACACACUUGUGGCUAUCGUCCACGCCAAGGACCCAGAUGGGGACGGGGUGACAUACGCCAUCACAGGAGGCAACGAGGACAGCAACUUUGAGCUGGACAACCAGAAAGGGAUCAUUAAGCUGAGGAGGAGCCCUCCGCCCCAACUCCGGGGGCCCCAGUACAUCCUGAACAUCACGGCCACCGACGACAAUGGCUCAGGUGGGCCGCACCCCCUCAGCAGCUCCGCCCAGAUCAUCGUGGGCAUCAACGACAUCAACAACAACAAGCCGGUCUUUGAGGAGUGUCAUAACUACAGCAUCAAUGCCUGGGUCUUGGAGAACCAGCCCCCUGGAACUUUGGUGCUGAGGGUGCAGGCCCAUGACGCAGACAUUGGGCUCAACGGCGAGGUCAAGUAUGGCAUCAUGAACCGGGAUGGUGCUUCCUCUGGGUUUGCAAUCGAUCCCAACACAGGUGUGAUCAGCACCACGGUGAGCUUCGACCGCGAGAAGCAGCGGGAGUACACCCUGUCUGUCACCGCCACUGACCUCGCCCAGGAACCCCUCAUCGGCAUCUGCCAGAUCACCGUCCUCAUCGCCGACCAGAACGACAACGACCCCAAGUUCGAGAACAGUCGCUACCAGUACUUCCUGCGUGAGGACACGCCCGUGGGAACCAGCUUCCUGCGAGCGGCUGCGCACGACGACGACCAGGGCACCAACGCCGCCAUUACCUACUCCCUGUCCCGUCAAACCCCAGCCUACUUCCACAUCAACCCCAGCACGGGCUGGGUUUUUGUCAAUCACCCCAUCUCACAGACAUCCCGCAUCAGUCAGCAGAUCAUUGCCACGGACGGCAGUAACAGGAGCAGUUCCGUGGACCUGACUGUCAUCAUCACCAACGUCCACAACCAGCCGCCCCAGUGGGAACAGGCCGAGUACUGGGUCACCAUCCCCGAAAACACCGUACGGGACACGAAGAUUGUGACCAUAAAGGCGACAUCACCCCUGGGCGACCCCAGGGUCACCUACAACCUGGAGGAAGGGCAGGUCCCAGAGACCAACAUGCCGGUGAGGUUCUACAUCAAGCCCAACCGCGCCGAUGGCUCGGCGUCCAUCCUGGUGGCCGAGCCGCUGGACUUCGAGGCCACGCGCUUCUUCACGCUGCGUGUACGCGUCCAGAAUGUGGCUGCCGUCCCCCUAGCUUCCUUCACCACUGUCUACGUCAACCUCACAGAUGUGAAUGACAACGUUCCCUUCUUCCUGUCCUCCACCUACGAGGCCACAGUACCAGAGGGGGCGGAAAUUGGGACAUCAGUGGCCCAGGUGUCUGCCACAGACCUGGACUCAGGCCUCCACGGCAUGAUCACCUACAUCAUUCUGAAGGAUGAGAGUGGAGACUCCCAGUUCUUCAGCAUCAACUCCUACACGGGGGUGAUCCACACACGUGCCACCUUUGACAGAGAGCAGAAGGGAUCAUACCUGAUCGAGGUGCAGUCUCAGGACAGCUCGGAGUCAGCCAGGCCCAGCCAGCAGGGACAACCAAACACAGACAUGGCCUACGUGCGGAUCUUCGUCACAGACGUCAACGACAAUGCGCCCGCCUUCUCCCAGCCUGUGUAUGAGAUCAGCGUGGAGGAAGACGAAGAAGUGGGCUUCGUUGUCAUUACGGUGACGGCCAACGACGAAGAUGAAGGAGCCAACGCAAAGCUGCGGUACCAGAUCACCUCAGGGAAUGCGCGGGGUACGUUUGACGUGGAGCCCGAGGUGGGCACCGUCUUCAUUGCCCAGCGGUUGGACUAUGAGCAGGAGCAGCGGUAUGAACUGCGUCUGGUGGCCUCCGAUGGGAAGUGGGAGAACCAGACCCUGGUGGUCAUCAACGUCAUCAACAAGAAUGACGAGGCGCCCAUCUUCACCGAGACUGAGUACCAUGCGAGUGUCACAGAGGAGCUGACCGACCUGCCCAUGCUAGCACUGCAGGUCUCAGCCACCGAUCCAGACCAGGAGGCAGACCAGAGCGCCCUCAGGUAUUCACUUCAUGGUCAGGGAGCAGGCAGCGAGUUCACCAUCGAUGAGCUGACAGGACGCAUUCAUGCCCAGAAGACACUGGACCGCGAAGAGCGCUCUGUGUGGCGUUUCCUGGUACUGGCUACGGAUGAAAACGGGGCAGGACUGACCGGCUUCGCUGAUGUCAUCGUGAACGUGCGCGACGUGAACGACAACGCCCCUGUCUUCUUGUGUGCAGGAGAUGGCUGCUUUGUGGGUCAUGUGCCGGAGAACUCUCCCGCUGACACCUCCAUCAUGGAGAUGCGAGCCAACGACUUGGACGACCCCAAAGCCGGGAAGAACGCGGUCCUCACCUACCAGAUCAUUCAGAAUGUUCGUAACGAGAUCAACCUCAAUCUCUUCUCCAUCAACCCCGCCACAGGCACCAUCUACACCGUGCUUCGCUCGCUUGACCGGGAGGUGGAGGACCGCUACCUGGUGGUGGUGGAGGCCCAGGAUGGUGGGGGACUCUCGGGAACAGGCACGGCCACCAUCGUGGUGUCUGACAUCAAUGACCACCCGCCGGUCUUCACGCAGAAGAUCUACACAGCCUCUAUGCCAGAGAACCUGGACAUCAACAGUGAGGUUCUGGCAGUCUCGGCCACAGACGGCGACGAGGGCGAGAACGCUGCCAUGACUUUCAGCAUUGUAGGCGGCGACGAGGACCGCAAGUUCUUCAUGGAGACAGACAAGGCCAACCGGCGGGGUGCCAUCCGGUUGAAGAAGAAGAUUGACUUUGAGAAGCCUCACGAGCGCACCUUCAACCUCACAGUCAAGGUGGAAGACGUGGACUUCUUCAGCCUGGCCUACUGUGUCAUCCAGGUGGAGGACUCCAAUGACCACGCCCCGGUCUUCUUCCCCCAGUUCUACGAGGCAGGCAGCAUGUUUGAGGACGUUCCAGUCGGCACCAUUGUGGCCCAGGUCACCGCCGUGGACCUGGACUCAGGGCAGAACGGGAAAUUCUUCUACAGCAUUGCACCUGAGUCGGACCCCUUUGAGCAGUUUCUGGUGGACAAGAGCGGCUGGGUGGUGGUGGCAGACUCCCUGGACCGGGAGAAGAUCUCACAGCACCGCCUCAUGGUCUACGCCACCGACCUGGGCAGCCCGGCCCUGACCGGCACUGCCAUCGUCCUGGUGACCGUGCAGGACGUCAACGACAACGGGCCGGAGUUUGAGGCGCCUUACCGGCCGAUGGUGUGGGAGAAUACUCCUGCCCCCCAGGUGGUGCGCAUGAACGACUCGUCCGUCUUGCUACACGCCGCCGACCGUGACACCGCCCCCAACGGGGGGCCCUUCUCCAUCCGCUUGCUGAUGCUCACCAGCGACGCCACCAACUUCAACCUGACGGACCUACGGAAUGGCAGCGCGCUGGUCACCGUGCUGCGCACCUUUGACCGAGAGCGGCAGAAGGAAUACCUCCUGCCCGUGCUGAUGAUCGACAGCGGGACCCCACCCAUGAGCUCCACCAGCACCCUGACCGUCACCAUUGGAGACAGGAAUGACCACCCACAUACAGCCGGACACUCUGAGUUCAUCGUGUACAGCUACGAAGGCAAUCUCCCGACUACAGUACUUGGACAAGUUCAAUCCCCUGACCUUGACGACUGGAAUGAGAAGGUUUACAGAUUUGAAGGCAAACCCUCCUCCAGGUACUUCAUUCUCAACCAGAGUUCCGGUCAGCUCAGUGUCAGAGAGGGAACCCCACCCGGCACGUACAGCCUGCAUGUCCGGGUGACUGACAAAAUCUGGCCGGAUGUGACCUCCACGGUGGAGGUCAUCGUCAAGGAGCUGAAGGACGAGGCAGUGCAGAACGCUGGCUCUUUGCGGUUAUCCAACAUCACGGUAGAGGAGUUCUUCCUGACUCUGGAGGGGCAGGAGAGCAGGUACACGCGGCUGAAAAGAGUCCUGUCAGAGGUGAUGCAGACGGAUGAGGACAACGUCCAUGUGUUCAGUGUGGCCAAUAGCAGCCGGCGAGCUCGUGAGCUCAGCGUGUGGUUCGCUGCCCACGGGUCCCCCUACUACAAACCGGAGAAGCUGACCGGUACUGUGGUGGCACACAAAGCUAAGCUGGAGGCGGCCCUGGGCCUGACCAUCCUGCAGGUGGGUGUGGAUGAGUGUGCGUACAGCGACUGCAGCCAGACCGGCGGCUGCACCAGCACACUGAGCUUCAGCCGCACCCCGGCCGCCCUCAGCGGCGGGAACACCUCGCUGGUCUCUGUCUCGGCCUCCGUCAGGGCCCAGUGCGGCUGCUCGGCCCGGGAGAGGCUGCACCUCGCCUGCGCCUCCUACCCUCGCAGCCCCUGUCUGAACGGGGGCACCUGCGUCGACAGCGAGCUAGGCUACAGGUGUAAAUGUCCGCCCAUGUACGAUGGGCCAGAGUGCCAGCAGACCAAGCGCACAUUUCGCGGCUACGGCUAUGCCUGGUUUCCUCCCAUAAGGCCAUGCUUCCAGAGCCACAUCUCUCUGGAGUUCAUCACAGAGACAGCCAAUGGGCUCCUGCUCUACAACGGCCCCCUGGGGCCACUGAUGCCUGGAGACCCGGAGGACUUCAUCGCCCUGGAGCUGAAGAAUGGGGUGCCGGCCCUCAGCAUUAGCCACGGUUCAGGGACCCUGAUGCUGCAGCUGCCUUCCAGGGCCACAGUUACCGACCGCCGCUGGCACCAGCUCGAUAUAAUCAGCGAUGGCAAGACUGUGCAGCUCGUUCUGGACCGCUGCACUGGGGCCAUGGUCAAUGAGGUGGAGGGCCUGGGGGUGGAAGUGCUGGAGACCGACCAGUCCAUCUGCAAGGCGACCGGAGAGACCCCUGGGACAGAGAGGUUCCUCAAUGUGAACCAGCCCCUGCAGCUGGGGGGUGUGAAGGAGGUUGUCCCUCACCGACGGACACACCCCCUGUUCAAGGGGUUUGUGGGGUGUCUGAGGGAUCUGGUCGUGGACAGCCAGGUGUAUGACUUGGGCAGCCCUGCUGAGAGUCUCAACACCACCCCUGGCUGUGGUCUGACUGACGGCGUGUGUCUGACGGGCGGGGGGCCCUCCUGUGGCGUGAACGGGAAGUGCCUCGGGGAGUGGGGCUCCUUCAGCUGCGACUGUGACCCAGGGUUCAGCGGGCAUAAGUGCGACAAAGCCCUGCCGGAGUGGUCCUUCGAGAAGGAGAGCCUGCUGCGGUACCAGUUGAGGGGGGGCGGGAGCCCGCGGCAGACCCACGCCCAGCUGCUCCUCCGAACCCGCGCCUCCACAGGCACCCUGCUCAGCAUGGCCUCCCGUGACACCAACGAGUACAUCAUCCUGGAGAUACUGGACGGGCACCUGAGUGUCCGUGCCAACCUGGGCGAUGGCGCCCACGCCCUGCGGCUGACCAGCCAGCGUGUGGACGGGGGCCAGUGGGUGCUGCUCGGCCUGCAUCGCCAUGACAACCUCUUCACGCUGCGGCUGGAGCAGGGCGGGGGGGCGCGGGAGGUCAGUGCCACCCUGGGCCACAAGCGGGAGAUCGUGGUGCACCCCUCCAGCGUGAUGCUUGGGAACAGCCUGACCCCCGGCCUGCAUGGGGACUUCCAGGGCUGCAUUCGGGACGUGCGGUUGAACGGGCAUUCUCUGCCACUGGACGGGCAGAGCACCGAGUUCAGCACGGUGCUGGAGCGCCGCGGGAUCCAGGGGGGCUGCCACUCAGAUGCCUGCAGCAGCCGGCCCUGCCGCAACCCGCUGUACUGCGUGGACCUCUGGAGGAAGCACGAGUGCAGGUGCCCUGCAGGUCAGGUGAUGGUAGUGGACGAAAUUUCAGGUCUCCAGCGUUGCGCCCCAUCCCCCUGCGGAACCAACACUUGCCGCAACGGGGGCACCUGUAUCGCCCACUCCCCCAAAAGUGUCCAGUGCAGCUGUGCAGAGGGCUUCAGGGGUCAAUGGUGUGAGGUCAGCCAGGUCAAGGCCAUUCGAUUGGCUGCCCUCAGCCCCAGCUCCAUCUUGGCCAUCAGCAUGUGCCUGCUCGUGUUCUUCGCGGUACUGGUGGCUGUGACAGUGUGGAAUCAGAAAGGGAGUCGCAGUAAGUUCCAGAAGAGGGGAGUGUACCACAUUCCAGCCGAGCACGAGAGCUGGGAGGACAUCCGUGAAAACAUUCUCAACUACAAUGAAGAGGGAGGUGGGGAGCAGGACCAGAAUGCCUAUGACAUCACAGAGCUGAAGAGGCCACUGUGCUCCAGUCUGUCGCAGUCGUCCUCCUGCACCACCGCGCCCCUCAUAAAGUCCUCCCAGGGCUCACAGGAAGAGGUGCACCCCGCGGGGAGCGGGGCCGUGGCUGCUGCCUUCCACCAUGGCAUGGCCUCCUGCACCUCCAGCUGCCCCAUGGACUUCAAGAGCUACGUCUCCAGGAUCAUCUGGGAGGCCGACAACGACGACCUGGCCCUUCCCAUGGACACCUACCAGGUGUACUGCAUCGAGGGCAUGGGCACGCCCGCCGGAAGCCUCAGCUCCCUGGGCUCGGCUAUUCCCGAAGAGGACUUCAGCUACAACUACCUGCGUCACUGGGGCUCCAAAUUUGAGGCCCUCAGCGAGCUGUACCACAGGCCCGAGCUGGUGGUCACCUACAAGGACGCCGUCGAGAGUCACGGCUACAACCAGGACCACAGUCACAACCAGCUCUGAUGAUUGCGGCCAGAUCCUCCUUAUCGUCAGUGUCUGUGAUAGUUCACCAUUUGAACACGGUUUUUCUUCGGGAGGUAAAAGGGCAGCAGGCAAUGUCAAGAAAAUGACAAAGAGUGUUGUUCCUCUAAGAGAGCUCAAGCUUCAUUUCUGCUUCUGUAAUGAAGUCGUAAAAGCUUUAUAUGUGGAAGGGGUGCGUAGGAAC